This is a messenger RNA of Mercurialis annua (annual mercury), 1223 nucleotides long. RefSeq lists its product as uncharacterized. Bases 145 to 885 code for a protein of 246 amino acids. Gene Ontology annotation, cellular component: EMC complex; membrane. Lineage: Eukaryota; Viridiplantae; Streptophyta; Magnoliopsida; Malpighiales; Euphorbiaceae. Gene Ontology annotation, biological process: protein folding in endoplasmic reticulum. The transcript has 8 exons. The record is from RefSeq and is a predicted model, not a curated record.
AUCUCAAACUCAUCAAAAGCGACGGCGUUUGGAGAAAAAAAAAAUCUGAGAUUUUAAAGCCCCAAACUCCGAUCCUCUCUAUUGAAACUCUUUCUCUGCCAAAUCAAGCAUAAGAAUUAAUUAAGCAAAAAAACUUUGAGAGCUAUGGCAGAAGAUCUAGUGCUAGACACGGCGAUUAGAGAUUGGGUGUUGAUUCCGCUGUCUGUAGUUAUGGUCCUGAUCGGAGUCCUUCGCUACUUCGUAUCUAAGCUCAUUCGUUCCCAUCAGGCCCCCGAUGCUAAGAUUAUCAAAGAAGGACAAGUAAUCGUGAGGGCUCGGAAUUUGAGAGCUGGAGCUAAUUUUUUACCUCCCAAGUCUUUCCGUGCUAGAAGAAUUUAUUUCAGCAACGAGGAAAAUGGAUUGCUACACGUUCCAAAGGGACAAGCGCAAAAUCCACAAGCUCAAAUGUUUUCUGAUCCAAAUAUGGCCAUGGAUAUGAUGAAAAAAAACCUAUCAAUGAUUAUUCCUCAGACUCUUACUUUUGCCUGGGUCAACUUUUUCUUCUCUGGAUUUGUUGCAGCCAAGAUACCCUUUCCACUGACUCAGAGGUUCAGGUCAAUGUUGCAAAAUGGGAUUGACUUGAGUACUGUUGAUGUUAGUUAUGUCAGUAGUCGCUCAUGGUAUUUUCUUAAUUUGUUUGGAUUAAGAGGCUUAUUCAGUCUUAUUCUGGGCGAGGAAAAUGCUGUGGAUGACACACAACGCAUGAUGCAAAUGAGUGGUUUUGGUUUUGAUCCAUCUAAGAGUUUGAGCGCUGAGAAAGACGGUCUUGACAUACUUCAGCAUGACUGGGCCCUACCCAAGUUCGAACAGCGAGCAGAAGCAGUAUUGAGAAAACUUGUGAGUUGAACGUUGGCAGCAUUAUUGGUAUAGUCUCUGCCUGGUGUGAUUUCCAGAGCUGCCAAGAGUCGAUAAAGAUGUGCUGCAGCUUGAUGGCAGACUGCAGUUAUAACAAAUUUUAUGAACUGGUAACUUUGCUAUUGUAAGUUUCAGAUUGGCCUCACUGUAACAAUUGAAGAAUUUUUGUAGAUUGUGGGCUACGGUAAAGGUUUUUUUCGAUUCUGAAAUUAUGUUAGACCCAUAUUCUUUUUAAGAGUAGGAGUUCACUCGGUGUAUUUCACUUAUGAUUGCUAAAACAAAGUAAAACAUGUCAAAUUUUGACUAUUUAAUAGAGUUGCUCUUAUGAA